Molecule: messenger RNA, 600 nt
Organism: Hyaloperonospora brassicae
Lineage: Eukaryota; Oomycota; Peronosporomycetes; Peronosporales; Peronosporaceae
Source: the annotation of a GenBank genome assembly
AUGGCUGCCACUGCCAUGUCCUCCUCUCCUGCACUAGUGCCAUCUGCGCCGUUGCCUGAAAGCUCGUCCGACAUUGUCGUCCGUCCGUUCCGCCCGAAUGACAUGGCCCAAGUAAUUGAGCUUUUCAAAGAGGGCAUGCCCGUGAAAGGGUCUGACCCAGUAAUGGACGAGUACAUUGUCACCAGUCUGGAAACGGACCUCAGCGAUAUCGACGGCACGUACAUCAAGCCUGGCGGCAACUUUUGGAUCGCCACGCCUCGUGACGACCCGACGCUCGUUGUGGGCACGGUCGGGCUCGAAGCGAAGUCCAAGCACGAAGGUCGGGUUCGGCGAUUGUCGGUCAAGAGUACACAUCACCGACGUGGCAUUGGCCGACUGCUCAUCUCGACGCUAGAGCACUGGGCAGUUGGCCACCAGAUCGACCAGCUCUGGCUUACCACGGGGGAUUUCAUGGAUAAAGCACGGGGCUUUUACCGCUCAGCAGGAUACACCGAGACAGACGUCAUUAUCGUUCGUGACGAGCCUCGUCUAGCGAGGAUCAAGAUUGAAAAACGCUUGCACGUGUCCAGUCACGGGCGCACUUGUCCACGAACUGCAUAA